Messenger RNA from Acytostelium subglobosum LB1, 2139 nucleotides. RefSeq lists its product as hypothetical. The annotation marks the transcript as partial. Gene Ontology annotation, molecular function: serine-type endopeptidase activity; tripeptidyl-peptidase activity. The record is from RefSeq and is a predicted model, not a curated record. Gene Ontology annotation, biological process: proteolysis. The transcript has 4 exons. Lineage: Eukaryota; Evosea; Eumycetozoa; Acytosteliales; Acytosteliaceae.
GAGAUAAAAGAAAUAAUGAAGUCUACAAUUUUAUUCAUUGUUUUGGUUGUUGGGCUGAUUGCCACAACACAUGCCACCAGUGAAGUUCAUAUUAGAUCAUUGAUUGCCGAAGCCAAACCAUCAUCAGUAUGGGAGUUGGAGAGAGAUGCCAGACCAAGAGAGAGAAUCCAAUUCAAGAUCCUCUUGAAGCAACAACGUCUGGACAAGUUGGAAGCAUACUUUUGGGCAUGCUCUGAUCCAACAUCAGAGAUGUACGGUCAGUUCAUGACCAGCCAGGAGGUCCAGGAUUUGGUCCGCCCAGAGUCUGAGUCAUUCGACUUGAUCACUCAGAUGCUUGUUGAUCAUGGUGUCAAAUCUGAGGAGAUCAAGCACGAGGCCGACUACAUCCAUGUGGACACUUCAACAAGUGUCGCCUCCAACUUGUUCCAAACAAGCUUCGCCCUGUACAGGAACUACAAGAACGGAAAGUCACGUGUUAGAUCUGUGGGCGCUGUCUCCCUGCCCGCCUGGACCACCGAGCACAUUGACUUUGUCACCGGUCUCACCGAGUUUGUCGAGAAGAGAUCCAAGCAGGACAACUACGCCGCAACUCACUUUGAUCACGUCGAGUUUGGUGAUGACAUCCUCAUCACGCCAUCUGUCCUCAAGUCCUACUAUGACGUGCCAUCCAACGUCACUGGCACUCAAUCAAACAACUACCAAGGUAUUGCCGCCUUCACCGACUACUUCUCAAUGGGCGCACUCCAACAGUUCUACAAGAAGUACAACAUCCCCGCUCAGAACGUCACCCGUAAUGGAUCAGACUGUUUCCCAGAGUCAUGUGAUCAAUAUGAGUCUGACCUUGAUAUCCAAUACAUUACAUCCAUGGGACAAAACAUCCCAACUUUGUUCAUGGCACAUAGUGAUGGACAGUGGAUUCUGGAUUACGCCCAGGAGGUUGCUAUGAUGAACUCGCCACCAUUGGUCCAAUCGAUCAGUUAUGGAUGGUCCGAGAUCGAGCAGUGUGAGAUCACCAGCGCUUGCUCCACAUACGGCUACAGCUCAGAGCAGUACGUCACUCGUACCAACAGCGAGUUGCAGAAGCUCGGAGUGAUGGGAAUCACCGUGCUCGUGUCCGACGGAGACGAUGGAGCACCCAGCUUGGGCGGCGCCUCUGGCAACUGUCCACUCGACGUCGGCACCUACUGCCCAACCGGAGGCUGUGCCCACACCAAGACCCUGUGCUCAGAGUUGUCGUUCGUCACCGUGUCCAACGGAUCGGUCUGUUUCUUCCCUCAGGGUGUUGAGAGUGACGGCUGCAAUGGCGUGCUACAGGACAACAACCUGUACGCUGCCAUCGCUGUGUUCAACCAGACCAACAGCCACUGCUCGCUGGCCUUUGAGAACGACCGCUCCAACCUGCCCCACGUCUACUCGACAUGCACUUGCGACAGCCUGCAGAACAUCACCUCCAACGGCUACACCAUCUCGCCCUACUCAUUCGACCUCUUCAACGGACCCAUCUUCUCGGCAGACUUCCCCGCCUCAUCGCCCUACAUCACAUCGAUUGGUGCCACCCAGUUCCUCGCCCGCAAUGGCAAGGUUACCCAAGAGCUCGGAGCAUCCAUCCUUAGCGGCGCCAAGAUCACCACUGGAGGAGGCUUCAGCACUUUCCAGACUCAGCCUUCAUACCAGGCCAAGGCUGUCGGCGCAUACUUGACCAACAACAAUGCUCUGCCACCAUCAUACUCGUUCAACCCAGCCAUGCGUGCCUACCCUGACCUGGCAUUCAACGGCCACAACUACGACAUCAUUGCCAGCACCAACCAGAACAACAUGGACCAGUGCCCAUGCGCCUCCCUGCCAGUCGACGGCACAUCGUGCUCCAGUCCCGCGCUGGCCGGCCUCAUCUCACUGGUGAACGAUCGUCUGUUGGCCAACAACAAGUCGCCAUUGGGCUUCAUGAACCCACUGAUCUACCAGCUGGCCAGCACCAACCCAUUGGCAUUCAACGACAUCACCGUUGGUAGCAACCGUUGCAACCGUGCCUAUUGCUGCCAGUAUGGAUACAGUGCCGCAGCUGGAUGGGAUCCAGUCUCUGGUUUGGGUUCAAUUGACUUUGAGCAAUUCCUUCAAGCUGUCCUCGUCGCCAAGGGCGUC